This is a messenger RNA of Anastrepha ludens (Mexican fruit fly), 10476 nucleotides long. RefSeq lists its product as uncharacterized. Lineage: Eukaryota; Metazoa; Arthropoda; Insecta; Diptera; Tephritidae. The coding region runs from base 1387 to 5934 and encodes 1515 amino acids. The transcript has 5 exons. The record is from RefSeq and is a predicted model, not a curated record.
CUAUGUACUCAACGACUGAGUUGUUUCAUGAAACCGAUUACUUUGCCUAACAUGCCUCGCUACAUCACUACUACUCUUUUAAUUACUGACAUUCAGUGCCUUAUUGUUGGCACUCUCUUGGCCAAAACAUUUGAAGUGGUUACGGCCACUAGUGUAUUGCUAAUGUAUCCAAAUUGGAUUCAGUGCUUUUGCUAAUAGAGACGAUUAUACAUCACAAAAUCGGAGUGCACGGAUAGUCUUCGCAUAUUUACCGCAAACUACUAUUAACUAAAAAAAACAAGAGUUUGACACUCAAAACUAAAGAAAAAAUAGCAAAAUUUCGCGGAAUUAAGAAGUAAUAGAGACAAAAAUAGCUUUUAGAAUCGAUUCAUUAGCUUGAUCAGUGGAAUAAAAUUAAAAUAAUAAAACUGUAAACCGUGAUGCAAAAAUCUGAAUACCAAAAACCAAAAACAAAAAUUGCUGAUUUGUGGCUAAUCAACCAACCGAUCAACUAACCAGAGAACUUACCGAACCGGAUAGCACCAAAGAACAGUCCAACAUCACUCAACUGCACUGCACGACAUCCAAUGUUCGCAAAGCUCUCCUGCAGUACUCCAAUCAAUUCCUCAAAAGUCGCCGUAUGAGUUUUUUAAAAAUGUUUCAAAAAUGUUGCUGAAGAAAAAACGGGUAUCAGCUGUCGUUAAACGUGCCGUUUUUGAAAUGUAAAUCAAAUAAAAUUCAUACACGGCGAACUCGUCUGGCAAAAAAUAUCUCUGAGCCUGACGCGCGAAAAGCUAACGAACUUUGUGAUAUCACCGACAACAACAGCGACAGUAGGAACAAAAAAUUUGCUUGUAGCAGAGCAAAACAAAAUAAAUACUAUAUAAAACACGGAGAGCUACCACCCACGAGCACACACGCAAACUAACGCACUUACAAAUCCAUAAGCGAGCGAAUAGUCACAAAGGCAUCGUUAUACAUCACCCAGCGACAUCAAGAUUCACGUCCACCCACCUUUCACAUUGGCACACACACAUAUUUGCAUCCUAAAGGCAGCACCUAUAUUUUGUUGUUGUAACUCCUAGUGAUAAGAACGAACGCACAAAGUAGAAUAUACAGAGCAAAGGAGGAACGAAGCAAGGUAGCCAACGUUGCAGAAAGAGUCAGUAGAGAGCGAGUAGUAAAAUAAAUCAAGGAAAACACAGGGAAGCGUAUCGCACCUAGUUAAUUAAUUUAUUUAUUAUAACAUUUUAAGUAAGCGUGAAAAUUUGUUCAGCACUGUGCUACACGUAGUAUUUACCAAGAUACCUGCCCGUUUUCUCUCAGCUUGCCAAAAAUAUUAAAAAACAAAAAGGCAAAUUUCCUGCGUGUUUCUGUGUGUUUGCCUAUGAAUAUUUAACCAACGAUAUGACAUCAUAUGCUACCGCAAAUGAUUCUAACACCACAGUAGCAACAACAGCAACAAUGGAAAACGCAAAUGUGGCGAACGCUAGCACAACAAUAGCGAGCCAACCGUCAACUGCUUCAGUCGCGAAUACAAGCGCAGGUGCGGAGAAUGUCGAUGGUACGCGCAACUUUCACACAACUAUUGAACGUUCAUUAUAUGAAAGUCCAACAACACCAACAACGUAUGACUGUGAUGUGCCGCUCAAAUUAGGCGAGACAACGCUGCAGCAACAACAGCCACAGCAAGAUCAGCUAGCGUUAGAUACACCAACGAGCAAUUGUUGCACUGACUAUGAUUGUGAUUCGUUUUCGGACGGGCACGAGAAGACCGAUACAACACCGGAAAAUCUGAAGAAGAUUGAUGAUGUCAUUGAACAGCGGCAGUAUCAGCAACAGUUAAAAAACCGCUCAUCCUCGCAUUAUCUUAGCAAUUCGCAAGCAAUGGCAUCCAGCGCUACCGAUUGCGAUAGAGACAUUGUUGGUGCUGGCAGUGCUGGUUAUGGAGUUGGGCUCGCCGUGGCAGUUGAUGACUCAAAUGCAAAAAUUUGCUUUGGCAAACCGCUUUGCAGUGAAAAAGAUAUGUUAAGCAAAAGCGAACGCAUAGAAAGCCAUGGCCGCAGCAUCGAUAGUUCGACUGUCGAUUUGGGCAAAAGUAAACUCAGUGCGGACGGUAACGGCAGUGACAGUGGUUGCGUUACGCCGUCCACUAUGUCGGACAUGAAUACAGCGGCGUUGAUCGCUGGCGGUGCAGACAAUAGCGAAUCGUUGCCACACGACGAUGAUUCAUCAGCUUCGAAUGCAACUAAUACCACGACAACAGCAACAACCAAUAAGCAGUCGUAUGCUUUUACAAUCGAUAAUUUCAAUGAUAGUGGCUGUGAUCCGGAAGCUGCUAAAGCGCGUUACAAAAGCAUGAUGGAGCGUUUUCAAAGUCGUCAUCGGCGUGGCGCCUCUAUGUCAAAGCUGGAAGCUGGUGAUGCUACCAACAAAGGCACCACAAUGACUAGCUCGGUAUCUGCCACACCGCUCAGUGGCAAUGCCAGCGCCAGUGCACGUCAUGGACGCAACAGUGGCGGCGUAGCUGAAAACUCAUUCGAUAGUGGUGGCGCCGGAGAUGCACCACCGAAGGUGAAGCUGCGUGUGCGCGAUCGCAGUACGUCUCGCGUACGCGACGCCAGUAAGCGCCAUAGUUGGUCGCCGCGUUCCAGUACACAGGAGUCACAGUUACAAGGGCACGACCAGCAUGCGAUCGCGCAGACGCCAUCGGCAACGCGCGCGAAUGAACGUUCGAGUGCUAUACAGAAGCCGCUGCCGCCAACGCGUAAAAACGUCAGUAAGCAAAAGCCGCCGCCGCUGCAGCUGCCUAAAGGUACUGCCAACCUGGUAGCGAAUCGCACGCAAUUUACUCCCCGUUCUACUGCUAUGCAAUUGGCACUGCAAAAGGUUGAUUUCUUGUGCGCUCAACCACCGCUUGCCGAACUGAAAAACUAUAACUUGGAGGCGGAUAAUAUCAGCGAAACGGGCACUUAUACCCUGGAUGGCGAUAACUAUACGGAGGAGCAAAAAGAUCUCAUGAACAUCGACAAGAGCGCGAAACAGGCAUUGAAAGCACAACAGCGUCCAAAGAAUUUGCAGCUCAACGCUAGUGUGAGCGACGCGGGACCUCAGCUGAGCAACACGAAGAUACCAGUUCAUGCUAAUAGUCGCUCCAAUGUUCUCGAGGUGAACUACUACCACGAUACAGAAAUGGAUCAAGGGCCGCAAUCGCCACGCGCUUACACCGAGCGCGAUCUUAUAUUGGGCUCGCAUGAGUCAGCAGGUGCAUAUUUGGAAAAGAUCAAGUCACGUGUGUUGCGCAAUGCUUCGGCGACGAGGUCCACGGUACCGGCCCAUGGUGACAUCGGGCAGAAAACUCCAACGGAAGAUGAUGGCGAUUUGGGCUGCUUCACUAGUGUGACAACUAGUGGCGUAUUGGCCAAGCAGGGAGCGCUCGAUCCCCGUCCGCGACUAACGCGAAAAUCCGGCUUAUCUACCUCGCAAAUCGACUCGUCGGAAUAUGUGAGCAAUGAGAUGAAAUUGAAGGCGAAUACGGCGAGCGCUUAUUCUGGAGGUGGCUUCACUGAUCAUCAGAAGGCCGAGUAUCGUUUGAAUUUGUUUACAAAUCAAAAGGACAACACACAGGCGAAAUUUGCCGCAACACGUAGCUAUAUCGAGUCGCCGCCGGAGACACCCCCACAUCAUAAAUUAUCCGAUGCAGCGGUGUUGAAGACGGCGCAAACGAAAAACGAUUGGAUACAGGAGUGGGCACGUAAUGCGCGUGCACGCAGCCUCGCUUCAGAAACGUCAAAGACGCGUAUACAUUCGGACGCGUCUCAAGCGGCGUUGAUGACGCGCAGCUACACAUGCGCUUCCGAUACAGCAGCUGCUGAUUCGCUCACCGACGAUAGCAUUUACAAUAAUAAGCAGUGCAUCAGUGCUGCCAAGCUGAAUCGCAGUCUUGCCGAGCGUUACCGUUUGUCGGGCGAGUGUGACUAUUCGAGCGAUCCGACGUUGUCGAGCGGCGCGUACAGCAGCAGCGGUCAGCUGGCCGAGGGCAUUUGCAAGCCACCAAAGAGUCCUUCGAAAAUACCCUCACCACUGCAUUCAAUUGGGCGGACGCGCAGUGCAAGUCGUACGCGUGCGCCGCUACAGAAUGUGCUAUUACAUGGUGGCAUAGGCGAUGAAGAAUCGGAUAUAUAUUUGCAGAAGACAGCGGCUGCUAUAAAUAAUUUGCAGCAAUCGUUGUCUCGUAAGAAUUCGCUUAAAUCGCCGCCAACUACACAUUCUUCAGCGUCACCACGUGCGCACUCGGCACGCUCGCACGCCCAUUCCUCAGCGCUGUACUCGCCGCCAGACGACUGCGGUAGUCCACAGCAUGGUCUGGGUUCGCCCACCUCCGCGGCCAGCGGAAGCGCUUACCAUCACUCGCCGCUGCAUCGGCGCGUCGCUGCGAAUGAUCCAUACGGCCGCAAUGCACAACAUUUGCAACUGAUGACGAGCAGCUUCAAUGAGCAGCAAUUGAAGUUGCUCACCAGCGGUGAAUACUUGUCAAGGCAAAUGCGUGCGCGCAAGAACUCCUUCGAUGGCAAUAUUGGCAAUUCGCCAGCACGUCGCGCGGCCGCAGUGGCAGCGGCAAAUGCGCAGGCACAAGCGCAAGCUGGGCAAAGCGGUCAGGAGUCGCCAUUGCGUCGUUCCAGUUCGUUUUCGGCGAAAAUAGCGACAACGCAGCGCGCGGCGCGUCCACAAUUUUCGAAUAUCUACACACCACCGGCGGCACGACAUAAUUAUUCGCUGGUUGGCGGCGGCGAUGGGCAGUCCGCAGCGGCGGUGGCGGUGGCGGGCAGCAACAGUAGCAUCAUCAAAAAAUCGGCAAGCAGCAAUAAUUUCCGACAAGCAAUCGGUGACUACGAUGAAAAUUUCCAAUAUUACAUCAACGAUGAGGAUGACAUAGGUGAAGAAUAUUAUUCAAGUGGUGCUGAGGAAGUCGAAGAGGAAGAGGAAGACAAUGAGCAUUACUAUCAACACGAGGACGAUGUGCAAGCGGAAGUGGGGAUUACAUCAGCUGUACCACUGUCGAAUACUCGUCUCAACAAGGCGCUACUGAUGCGUAUCGAGCGUAGCAAGCAACGCGUAAGCGGCGGCGUCAGUUCCGGUGCGAGCAAACCAUCUUCAGCGCCUGUGUCGAAGUUGCAACAGCAACAAGGUGGUUCAUGUGGCGUAAUGGCAUGCCCCAACACGCCUGAAUUGCCACGACGUGGCAUACGUAGUGCACCACGGUCUGGCGGCGGUGCCGCUACGGCGCGUCAAUCAGUGCCGCGUGACACCAGUCUCAGUCGCUUAGCAUCGCAGGUACCGAAUUCUUUGGCCUCGGCAAAGAAGCAGUUACUGCAAACCGCCGCCGCCGUGCCAUCGACAACGAAAUUGACAAACCAACGCGUACAGCCCAAGUAUUUGGACAUUUCAAAGUACAAGCCGGUGCAGGGUAAUAAUUUUUUACGCAAGAACGAAUCGAAAAGCACAUUAAAGACGUCAACAUUGGCGGGCGAUGUAAUGAAGCGCAGUCCGAGUAGCUCAUCGAUGGGGCUGAGUCGUGCGGAUCCGACACGCACCAGCAAUCGCAGUGUACGCUCGGUGGCCUCGUGCAUGACCACGAGCGGCACUACGCUUGGCGGUGGUGGUGGUAGUGGUGUUGGUGUUGGUCGAGCCUCAUCAGCGGUGCGUAGAGACCAGUCGGUCACUAAACAAAAGGAGGCAGAAAUGGCCAUGUGGAAACGACGUUCCACGUACGAUCCAAUGAAGGCCGCAGCUGAAGAUCGCCGCAAGAAGGAAGAAGCCAAACGCAUGGCGAUCACAAAGAAUAUAGGCGAAAUGCCGUGCGAGAGUGCAACACGUACGCCGCCGCCGCCAUUCAAACAACAACUAUCGCUGGAUGAGCAGUGGACCGAAUACGGUGAAGAAGACUGCGUCUAAAACAAAAUUGAAACAUUUCCAGUAAAAAAAUUAUUUUGAGCUAAUUUCAUCAAAAAAAAAAGGAAAAGGGAAAAGCCGGCGACCAAACUAGCGGCAGCUAAAUUUUGACGGUUCGAAUACGAACCAAUACGCAAAAAAAGCUUUGAAAAGUGAUAUAUAGAAUCUACUAUAAAAUAGAAAUGAAAAAGAAAAAAUAUUAUUAAAUAUUGUUUAAAAAGAGGAAGAAGAAGAACUAUAAACGGUAAUUAUGCGAAUUGAUAAAGCUAAAUGAGUGAACUGUGAAGCGACUAAGAUUGUCUGGCGAGCUGCUGUAUUGGCAAACUGCGAUAUAUUGAGUUAAUGAAUUGAAACGUGGGAAAAUAGAGUAACUGUAGUUAUCAUACUAUAAAUGAAAAAUAAUAAUUAUAUAUUAUCUAAAAUUAUACACAUACAUACGCAACUAUUUUGUUAAAAGCGUACACUUGAUGAGUGGGUAUGCGUGAUAGUAACCUAAACUCACAAACGAGUAAAAAAAAUUGUUUUUAACUAACCUACAGAAGGUUACAAAUAUCGAUGCAAUGUAUUUCUUUUCCAAAACGAAGUAUAGAAGAUGUGUGCAAAAGGAAUGAAGUAAAACUCUAUGAAAAUACUCGACUAAAUUUUUGGUUUUAUAUUAAGUUACGCUGCUAUUAAUUAUAUACAAAUAAUUAUACAAGAAAUAGUCAUGAAUGAGCAUGAGUAGCGAUUUUUUUUUAAAUACACUGAAAUAUAAUUAUCACAUAGAUACGAUAUGUAUUACGCAGAUAUGUGCAUGUAUUGUCUAAAUGUAUUGCAUAUGUGUGCAAGUAUAAAUAUAAAUAAACAAACUAUGUAUUUUUUACUUUAUUGUAAAAGCGCUGUAAUAUAAUUUUUAUAAGUCGUUGCUUUAGUAUUUUAAAAAUAAAUGAACGAAAAUACAUGUAAACAUGAAGCGUUUAAAAAAUGAAGAAUUUGUAGUAGGUUUUCUAAUUCAUGUGUACAGAGUGUUUGCGGGGUUUAAAUGGAAUAUGUCUAAAUUAGGAAAGUCUUCGAAAAAAAAAAUGACUUUAAAGGUUUAGUGAAAGCGCGUGCGAAAUAGCAAUUGAAUGGCUAAUGCAAAAUCUAAUAUUACAUUCAACAUUUAGCUGAGAGAGUAGCGGGGCAAUAAAAAUACAUAAAUCGAUAAAAUAAAUAAAUCGAUAAAAUUCUUCACCCCUUUAAAAUAAACAAAUUUUGGAUGGUGAAAGGCGAAAUAAGGCUAAAAAAAUGGAAAAAAUAUAUAUUUGAAAGUCAUAUAAUCAAGGAAAAAAUAUAUACCAAAUUAAUAUUAUAUAACAAUUAAAAAAAAUUGAUCUUUGAUAUCUUGCAAGCAUAUAAUUAGCAAAAAUAAAAAAGUUAUUACUGAUCAAUUGCGGGUAAUGAUUAAAAUUUUUCUAAAAAAUUUAAAAAUUUUCGAACUACUCGUCUAAGCCUUUUUACUAUAAAAAAAAUGGAAAUAGUUGGCAGAUGAAGUAUAAAAUAUCUCAAAAUUAGUUUCCAGCCUCAAGACACUUCGAUAAAAUUCGAAGGAAGUUUUUUGCGAAUUACUUCAAUAAAUUUUCUUCAAUAUAAAAAUAAACGCAAAUAAUUGGCACGUUAAGGGGGGAGCCUGGUUUAUAAGGUCAAAAAAUUAAUUUUUUGUUUGUUUUAAGCGAUUCCUAAUAUAUUUCAGAAUAUUCACACAAAGUUACAGAGCCUAAUUCUCAAUAUUUCCGUAGAUACAAAGCCAAAGGUAGGCGAGCGUUAGGUAGUUACGCUGUGACCGGACAGCUAUAGCACAAACUUUAUCUUCUUUUCUCCACUUUUCAUUUUUAUGAUUUCUUUGAAUUGGUGUACAUGAAUGAAAAAAAAACUAAUGCCCCUUUUGAAAUGAAUCAUAGCUUGUUCCCUCCAGUAUUUAAUUCUCUUCUAUUUGAACUAACAAAAUAGAUAAAAACAAAUUUUUCAAGAUUUUUAUACCAAGUUGAAGUGAAUUUUUUUUUAUAGAAAGGCAUUUUUUUCUUUAAAAUCUCCAAAAAUUUGAAAUUUUGGAAUUUCUCUCAGUUCUUUUAGUUCAUCUAGAAUAAAAAAUCAUGAUAAUUAGAAAUCCAUUUGAAUUUUUUGCUUUAGAUAAUAAUUACGAGUUGUAUCUUGUACACCAGUUGGAAACUCCAGCGUUGCAGCGCACUACUAAUUUGUAUGUUAAACAUUUUUUUCAACUUAUUUUAACCAGUACCAACAUUUUUUAUACUUUUUAAAUGUUCAUUAAAGGCUCCCCCCUUAAGUUUUGAAUAACUCAAUAUUGGUACUCAAUCUUAAGGCACUUCAAUAAAAAUUCGAAAGUUUUUUUUGCAAAUUACUCGAACUAGGGAAGGUGCUGAUGAUAAUUAAAUAAAAUAAAAAAAUUUUAUGUUUUCCGAAUAAAAAAAUUUUAAAAUUUAAAAUAAAAAAAUAUAUAAUAUUUGUUUAAAAAAACAACAAAAAACAAAACAAAUUAUAUAUUAUAAUUAUAUAAAUAAUUAUAAUUAUAAUUGUUUUUUGACACAUAAAAAUAAUAUAAAAUUUAAAAUCAAAUAAUAAAAUUAAAAAAAAAAUUAUAAAUUGUUUGUAUUUUUAAAUAUUUGAAACCAAUAUUAAAUAAACCAUAGGGAGAGAGGGAAAAACAAAUAUUCAUUUAAUCUUUAUUCUUUCAACACAAACAGUAAAAUAAUUUUUUACAAAUAUUCGUUUUUUUGUUUUAUUUUUUAAAUUAGUUUUUUGCUUUCACUUGUGUAACUUUUAAAGUACGAGUAGCACUACCAAAUAAAUGAAAAAAAUAUGUAUAUAUUUUUUGUGGUCCGUAAAUGUGCUAAACCAAAAAUACCGUUAUGGUAUUUUUUUAUUCUCCAUAGAGUUGGGUUGAUGUUACUGUAGCGACACUUUUAAUCGCCAGGACUGUCACUCACGCUCCAGGAGUAUAUCUAAAAGGCUCAUGGCGUUCUCUAAGGUACGGUGCUCUAGACAGGACUAGUUUACUGCGGCGAAAGCCCUUGGUCGGGCAAAACUCGAGUAAUUCUGGUCACGUAGAAACGGCUGUCAUGGCAAUCAUGGCGAUUACUUUUUGUUGCUGCUAUUGCAAAAAAAAAAAACCAAAAAAAAAAACAGCGGGUGAAAAGUUGCUUAAAGUUUGUACUCGCAAAAUACUUUUCAAUUAAUUUUUGAGCACCAAUAUAUUUUUUUCUCUCCUUUGAAAGAUGUAUAUUUUUAGGAAUUUGCGAUUUAAAAAAAUUCAAGUUUUUCUAAUUUUCAUUCGAAAAAAGUAUUGUAUAAUAUACAAUUUGCACAUUUUUCUAAAAACAAAAAUAGUUAUAUAAAUUGAGAAAAAUUAAAUUUACUGCAAUUAAAUUUAUUGCUGAUUAUAUGAAAGUCUUUCUUCUAAACAAUCUCGAAUUAGUUUUUGUGCCUUUUUAUAAAUAUGUUCGUUGUUAGAAACCACUUUUCCAUUCACACUCCUCCCACAAACAUUCUGUACACUUUGGUAGCUUCUUUGAAAGAAAGUCAUUUUAAUUUUGAAUUUAUUAUACAAUGCAAACUAUACAACAACAGUAUAGCAUUUAAAUUUAAGUCCAUGCAAGCAGCUUUAAAAUAAUUAAAAUAAAGAAAAGAACUACAAUAUUUGAAAAUGAGAAUUUAUGGUGUUGGUAAAGCGUUGAUAUGUGGCAUGCAACUGCAUUCAUUUCUGCCGCAUAAUGCACUCGUUCGUCCUCUCGUGUCAUGCAGCAAACAAAAAAAAAACUUAAACUAAAAAUAAAAAUGAAAAGUCUACUAUUUUGCUAAUCCAGACGUUGAUCUCUUGCUGCUGACUGACUGCAUUGGUCCGCCCCACUGCAGCUGCACACUCAACGCUCUGUUAUUUAUCAUUUUUACAAUUACUAUUAAAUAUUAGAAUGUUUGUAUGUAGUUAGUUGAAAUGACUGUAAAAUGAUUUGCUUAACUGCCGACCACUCGAAAAUACUGACAUAAAUGCAAAAUGCAAGAUUUUCAAAAACCGUCUGAGAAAAAAAAUAUUUAAAUGAAAACACAACAACAUCCAUACAAAUUUGCCGUGCAAGUCACAGUUUAAGUCAUAAAAAUCUAGUUUUAAAAUUUUAUAGAUGAACAUUUUUUUGAUUUGCGUACUUUUUAAGUUCUUUACAACGCGACUAAACCACAAGCAAAACUAAUUAAGUCUAGGAACGAAAGAGAUAUAUACAUACAAACAUACAUACUUAGGAAAACAAAAAACAAAAAAUUAUGAAAAAUAUGAUAAAUAUCUCGAAAGUAUUCUAAGAAAUGCUGGAAUAAGCCAACACUGUGUUAGUGGGGACACUAAACUUUAUUUAAAUGAAAUCAAACAAGAAAUAAAGAAAAACUCAUAAUGUUUAUAACAAUUUUAGCUGUUACAUACAAAACCUAUGAAAUAUGUACAUGAAUUGUAAAAUGCCAAAUGAACUAAUGAAUUAUUGUGAAAAGAAAUUGCAAAAGUGAAAUAAAGAAAACGCUAAAUCA